Messenger RNA from Papaver somniferum (opium poppy), 6689 nucleotides. RefSeq lists its product as uncharacterized. Lineage: Eukaryota; Viridiplantae; Streptophyta; Magnoliopsida; Ranunculales; Papaveraceae. The record is from RefSeq and is a predicted model, not a curated record. The transcript has 11 exons. The coding region runs from base 198 to 6098 and encodes 1966 amino acids. Gene Ontology annotation, cellular component: nucleolus. Gene Ontology annotation, biological process: ribosome biogenesis.
AGGUUAUCAGUGUUUGGUGUGCAAACACUGCCGACUCCAAAACUAAAACCCUACCUCCCGGGGUUUUUUCCUCUCGCUUGUGUGCUGCCAUUUAGCUCUUCUAAACCUAACAGAGCAAAAACUCAAAAACCAAAUACAAUCUAGGGUUUCAAUUGAAGAGGUAGUAUUAAUUUCCCUUAAACAUUACUAUUACAGAGAUGGUUGAUACUAGUUCAAAGAAGAAAUCAGCAGAUAAAAGCAGAAAUAAGAAGAGAAAAGUAAGAAGCAGUGAAGAGAAUGAAAGAGAUUCAGAACCAGCUCAAAUAGUUUCAGUAGAAGAGACAAUACAAUACACAAAAGAUGAAAUUGAAGAAGAAGAAGAACAAGGAAGUCAGAAUAAAAAGACUAAACUAACAGAAGGUCCUUACCGUAACUUGGAAUUGAUUUCAUCACUUCAGAAGAGAGAUAUAGAUAAUCAAAGGAAACUUGAACUUGCAUUGGAAUACGUUAAUUCGUGGAAGUGCAGUGAUUAUGAUGGAGGUCUUCAAAUAGUUAGCGAUUCUCAUUUGAUUAAGGAACUCAAUAAAUGGGUUCAGUCACUGUUGAUUGUUGACCAAAGACAAGGGGCUUUAAAAUGUUGGGAGAUUUUUAAAUUCUGUUUAGAGAAGUCACUCUAUUUACAAGUUCCAUUAAGUUUUAAGCAGGAGAAAAUUUUACGUGGAGUUUCUUGUGUUGGAAAAAAUGCUUUGCUAGUACUGGAGAAGGAAAAUUCGUGUAUUCUGAGUGAAAAUUCUGACUUUUACAGUUUUGUUUUUGAUUCUGUUGCGUUGCUAUUUACUUCACAUGGAAGGGCAUUUAGUGCUAAUAUGGAUGUAUUGUCCUCGACAGUCAGGACAAUGGUUGAUGUUCUUCACAAGGUUUACUUGGUUAGAGUAUCCAAUGACAAAGCAGGCGUUUUGUUAAUUCGCUUAUCAUGUUUCAUUUUUGAGUAUUUUGCUAAUUUUUUGAGGGUACAUCCUAGUCCAAAGAAAGUUUUCCCUGAUUUCUUAGAUAAGCUUCUUGAACCAUUGCUUAGUUUGUUAGUAAUGGUGAAUAAGCAAAUUGAUAAUUGUAAUUCUACAUUGACACCAAAUUUGUUGAAGACAGUGGAAGACAUUUUAUCUUACGGGUUGUUCCAUUCUGCCCAUGUCAAGGAAUUUCUAAGUUUACAGGGUACAGAUAUGGGUACUGGAUUUCGUGGUGGAGCUGAAAUGAGCAAUAGAAGUUAUUGUGUACGUCUUUUUGAGAGAUUGGAAAAAAUCAUAUCUGAGAAAAGAAUUUCUUCGUUGGGGGCUGUGGGAGAGCUGUUUCGCUUGUUUGUUGUCACAGUGAAGAGGCAAAAGGGAGUUGCUGUGCUGUCCCAGGGGAUAAACAUGACAUGGGAAGUCGGGAUUUUACAGCAACUGGAAAAAGUUAAUACAAGUUCUGACUCCAACAUAUCUCUUGGGAAUGCUAGGACAGUCAUCGGCAGCACUCUUUCUUCUGAUAGACUUGACAUGGAAACCGGUAAGGCAGUAUAUGAUAUCUUUUUAUGGUUCAUAAAGCCUUUGAAGCGGGAGAUAGAAAUAUAUAAUGAAAGGAAUUUGGAACAGGGAGUCAUGCUGUUGGAUGCUGCUCGUUGCACUCUCGAAGCUACCAAUAAGAUAAUUGCGGGGUUUAUGCAUCAAAAAGUAUAUCUGAGGACGGAGGAUACAUCUGAUGGAGAGCGUCUUAAUUUCUUGAAGGGGUUGUAUCAGACUCUUGUCUCAUUUUCAUCGAGGAUACUUCAUUGGUUAUCUGGUUUGGAUAAUGGGAUGCCUGUAGAUGGUGUACGUUUGAUAGCAAAAGAGAUUAUAGUUGCUCUUGGGUCUUUGUUAGAAAUUGAAUACGAGGUUGCUGGAGAGGAUUUGGUAAUCUUGUGGAAAAUUAUGUUGUCAUAUUUAGCGGUUGAUCUACCUGUAACAGGUUCCCUCUCUUCACAUGUUCUGCACUUUGGACGCCGGUUGAUUAAUAUAUACAGUGAGCUUCGCCAGGUUAGUGAGCCAAUAUUUGCACUUUGUAAAGCUGUGAGGUUAUUUUGGAUUCCUGACAGUAAAGCAUGUGUAAAAUCGGUGACCAUGUUAUUAUGCUUUCAAGAGUUCAGGCUUGCAGUUUGUAAAGCUAUCAAAAACAUACCAGAGGGGCAGGCAAGUGGUUUCAUCAAACAGCUAGAAAAAGAUGUCUCUGAUUCUUUAGUCUGGAUGAAGACCAGCAGUUCAAAGGGAAAGGGGGGAGAGUUUGGAGAACCUUUACAUACACGUAGCAAGCAAUAUGUAAAAUUGCAAGCUGAGCUUCUAGGAAGGGCACUAUGUGAAGUAUAUUCAAUUUUAUUAGACAAUUUAGCCGUCACAACAGGGAACAGUAUUGUUGUUGGGAAUUCCAUACAAGACCUGGUGAAAUUUCUAGGCACGUUUCUAAGUAUUCUGGUAAGAAAAGAACAUCCGGAAGUCGGUGAGUUCCUUUCGUAUGUCACCGGACAAAGCUAUUCUAGUGAGAGCAAAACAUCAAGAUUCAGUGCUUCAUGGAUUUCAGUGUUCUUCUUUCGCAUAUAUACUUCCUGCAGAAGCUUAUUCAGGGAAUUGAUAAGCCUCAUGCCUCCUGAACAAUCUAAAAAGGCGUCAAAAGCAAUGGGAGAUCUGUUGACAGCAUAUUCUGGAGACGACUGCAUGGAGAGAGCCGAAGGUUAUUUUUCUUGGAUAAUUAGACCUUCAGACUCUCCCUUGACCGUUAUAAAAUCUAUAGAAGAUUUUUGUGGUCAGGAAACUGUAAAAAGUUGUGCACCCCUGGUUUAUGUGAUGCAUUCCAUGGCUUGCCAGAGGCUUGCUGAUCUGAGCCAGCAGAUAGAUUCUUAUAAGUUCUUACAACAGGAGCAGAAUAACAUGACAUUGACGGAUGAUGAUACCUCAAGUCUGAUUGUUAAAGAAAUCAAAACCCUGAGGAAAGAAGCGAAGAGUGUUACCAAAUAUAUCACGAAAAAGGUCAAAAUGAUGUCUGCUGAUGUUUGUAUAAUUGCUGAAGGCAAAGAGCAACCCGCUACACCCGAAGAUGAUGCAUGGGACUUGUGUAUUCUCUCUCUGAAUGAAUAUUCAUUGCCUACUGCUGUUUGGUAUCUUCUCUGCCAAAGUACUGAUAUUUGGGGCCCUCAUGCCACGAAGAAGAAGUUGAAGAUGUUCCUGCGUCUGUUGUUCCAUAUUUUCCAGACCAGGGCUAUAAGCAGUGGCAAAGACUUCAUAAAGCAUAAAGUAGGAAAAUCUCACAACAUGGAGAAAAUCGCUCCGUAUGAGAUCACAAUAGAGCUGCUACAUGAUAGUUUAUUCCAUGAACAAACAUUUCUAUGCAGGAAUUUGCCAUCAUGCUUUUCUGAUGUUCUCAAGCAAUCUCUAGUAUCUAUAUUUGGUGGUUCUUUCCUGGGACAAACUGACAUUAAUGAGUGGAAAGUAAUUAUAAACAAACUUGAGAAGGCAUCAUCAAUUGCUCUUAACAGAAGACAUGUGGCAGACAAUGAAGUUUUGCCGAUGAAGCCAGAUUCCUUAUGUCCUGAUUCCCCUUUCAUGAAAAGCACCAAGGAACUUUUAGCUUGUCGAAGCUUGCUUAAUCUCUUAGCUUGGAUGCCUAAAGGUUACCUAAAUUCAGAAUCAUUUUCAGAUUGUGCCACUAAUUUACUCAAUCUUGAAAGGGUUUUGGUUGUCACGCUCUUACAGGAUCAGGGUGAAUUACAGGUGGAUAGUUACUAUGAGCUAUUUAGAUUGUUUGUAAGUUGUAGAAAGGCCUUUAGAUGCCUGUUAAUUUCAUUUCACGGUGCUAGUGGUGAAGCUAAACAGUGUUCAAUCAGUACAAUAUUUUCUGGGAAUUCAUAUGCUGUUUUAUGGCUUUGGAAAUCCGUCACUGCAUUGAUUGAACUUCUGCCUGCAUUUCCUGAAGAGCAAGCUACUGAAGUGAGGCAUUUGAGUCUUUCUUUGAUGGAUGAUACAUCUUACAUACUGUCGACAUUAACCAAGGAGCAGUUUCGGCUUUCCGUUUUUUCCGCAAUAAACAACAACGCAGAACUAUUACAAGAGUUACCUAUUUCAGAUGGGCUCAGCAAAAAUAGAAGUUCGGGUGAAUCUUAUCCGAGUUUAGGAACCUGGAUGGAAGAUAUGAUGAAGAGUUUGGAAAAACAUGCGGAUACUACUAAAGCUAGUCUCAAAACUGUGGAGUUAGACGAUUUGUCUUCUUUAGUUACAAGCAUUUAUGGUUUCUUGUGGGGCAUCAAUUCCACUUUGCAAAGUUAUAAGAAGAACACUGAUGAGCACAACUUAUUAGUUAGUUGGCUUUCUCCUGAGUCUGAGGACUCCAAAGACUCUAAACUCAAGCUAUUUAUAGCCUCUUCCGAAAACUUCAUAAAUUCAUGCUUACACACAUUCUUUGUUAUGGAUUCUAAAGAUUUGAGCUUGAAAAAAAACCGAUCUAGUUCGGACAAUGCAAGCUUUACUGUCGAUAUUCUGAUUGAUUCGUAUGAGAGACUACUUUUGAAGAAACCUUUAUCAAGAUUAUUGAAAGGUGACAAUCCUAAACUAGCAGCUUGUGUCAGGCAGCUUCUGAUUGGAUCUUCAGCUAUUUUAAGUCUUAAAAGGCAGAUAUACAGCGGUAGUUUUUUUUCAAGCUCCAUGCCUGUUUCUAUCGCAAUUUCACAGUACUUGCUGACAGAGUUCACAAAUAUGGUUCAGGAACCUCACUCAUUUUCUUAUAUUUGUCUGGAUGGAGUUGUAAAAUAUCUGAAAGUUUUGGGGAGUUAUGUUUCAAAGAAGAACUCAUUAAAAAAUGUGUAUGCUAGGUUGAUUGGCAUACAUUUGCAGGCUAUAGGGAGAUGCAUAUCGUUAUGUGGCAAAGAAGCUACACUAGCAUCCCAUGACACAGAAUCUAGUACCAAGACACUCAUGGGUCAAACGGGGUCAUUUAAGUUAUCUACUGGGCACGGAUGGAAUUGUCUGAAUGAAUUUAGAGACAAGCUUAGGCUCUCAUUCAACGUCUUAGUCACUUCAAAGUUGCAUCUAGAGACAGCUAUUAAGGCUGUAGAAAGAGCACUUGUCGGAGUGAGCAACCGCUGUAGCAUGGGUUAUGAAAUAUGUACUGGAGGUCCAGAUGAAGGAAAGGUUUCUGCAGUUGUAGCAGCUGGAGUUGACUGCUUUGAUUCUGUUAUCGAAUCUGUUUCAGGCCGGGACUCUCUUCCAACCCUCCAAAAAUACAUCCAAAGUUUAACUAGUGCUGUGUUCAACAUAGUUGUGCACUUGCGAGGUCCACAAAUCUUCUAUUCAAAGGUUACAUGUAGCAGUGGAGAUAUUUGUCCAGAUCCUGGAGCAGUCAUUCUUAUGUGUGCUGAGGUGCUAACUAAAGUUGCUGGAAAACCUGCUCUCUUUCAGCUGGAUUCCUCACAAGUCGUACAAUGUUUGCGUUUACCUGCGGCGCUGUUCCAAGAUUUCUGCUACCUAAGAAAUUCCCUAACUUCUCCUAGUUCCUCGGUGGUGUCAGCUAACGAGAAGUUCACUACUGCUGGCAGUCAUCUAUGUACUGUGGAUCAGAGGUUCUCUGUAGAUCUAUUUGCCACAUGCUGCAGGUUAUUGUCUACAGUUCUUAGGCAUCAAAAAAGAGAAAUUAAAGAGUCCAUCUCUAUUCUCCAAUAUUCGGCCUCAGUUCUUCUUUGUUGUUUGGUAACAAGAGAUAUGGAGUCGGUUGACGAAAAAGGUUAUUAUACAUGGGAGGUACAAGAAGGAAGAAAAUGUGCUAGUUUCUUCUGCAGGAUUUACGAAGAGAUAAAACAGCAAAAGGAUGUCUUUGAACGAUAUACUUUGCAUUUUCUAUCAAAUUAUAUAUGGAUUUAUUCAGGACUGGGUCUCUCUAAAACAGGGAUAAGACGAGAGAUAGACGAAGCUCUCAGACCAGGUGUCUAUGCUUUAGUAGAUGCACAUUCAGAAGACGAUCUUCAAUAUCUUCAUACUGUUUUUGAUGAUGGUCCUUGCACAGGGACUUUGAAGACUCUGGUACAGGAUUACAAGCAAAAUUACAAAUAUGGAGGGAAAGUCUGAUUUUGGCAAGUCCUGUGAUUGUUGAAGCUUAUUAUGAAGUGGUAGGCGAGUAUUUCUGGUUAGCUCGUGACAAGUUAAGUUGGUUAGUGAGAAACUUAGAUGUUCACGUGCAUGUAGAAGGGAAAGUGACAAGUCUUGGAGUUAGGUAUGGAUGGAUCCACCAACAGGCAGCAGCACUGCAUGGUUAAUGUAUCUUGGAAUCCUUCUAGAAGCUGAAAUCUACGCAUAUUAUUACUGUGUGCUAGAGUAUGUACCUGGGCUGUUAUUUGGGGUUUAAAUGUGUCUGGUCAGUGUGGUGUACAAAAUAUCUUGGCCACACAAUGACUCCGUUUGCUUGUUUGUGACUAAAUGUCAAAAACUAGUACAGAAAGGGAAAUGUAUUCUAGAAGACUAAAAAGCAACUGUUGUUAUUUGCUAUCCUAGUUAAUCUAUCUGAGAUAUCCUACUUCUUGCGUCCCGUGACUCCCGUCACUUAGAAAGCUCAAUGAAAAGAUUUUUAGAUGUUAUACCAUGUCACGAAAGAUGAUUGACAUUGUUGCUCAUGAUUUUGCAAUUGAAUUUUUUUUUUCUCUCGGUAUGAUUCACCAAUCA